CUUUUUUCAUUUUAUCUCUGUUGUUCUUCUUUCCUGCUUUUGGCUUGAAUUGAUUUCACAUCAUUAUUUUUAACCUACAUCGUUUGUCCUUUUUUCAAUCAACCUCCAGCGUUUGGAGAAACGUGUAAAUAUAAUAUAGUGUGUGCUAGCUACGAAUCACUUUUAACAGUAGCAUGGACAAUCCUGUCUAUUAUCCAAACGAACCGUCCGGUCGAUGGUACGGUUCCAAUCGAGGCAACUACGACCGACAAUCCAAUACCUCGUCGACUCUCAUUAUAGCCUUUGAAGUCGUGUUUUCCAUCUUUAUAUUCAGUGUGGUGGUCGGAUGUUACACCUUUGGGAUUCGACGACGAAAUAAACAACGAAAAUUGGAAGCGGAACGACGGCAAAAUUUGCUGUUAUGCACAGAUUCCAUGGUCGAACAUGCCCUGUAUUCGCACGAAGCGCAAUUAGCUCUAGCCGCUCAACCUUCCAUGAUCAGUUCAUCCUCCCUCUUGACAGCCCCGCCCACGCUCAGCCCACCACCUUACCAUCCCCCCAACCCAAGUAUGCGCUUAAGCGAUGAGGCCGUCUCUCGUUUAUCGCAAUCAUUAUUGCAACUUCACUUGCGCGAUCUGUGCCCAUCUGCCUCGUCUUUACCAAUCUCCUCCACCGCAACAGUCAUCGCAACCCCACCUCCUGCUCUAGCGUCUCCGCCAAAGUAUUCAGACAUAUUUCAUUCUGAACCAAGGCCCACCAUCAACCACCCAAUUUAUUCUACACAGCCGCACAUUGUAUAAAAGCUUACCUUUCCGCAUCUCAUUCGUCUUUUUGUAUUAUCACCUUGUUCAUUUCUUAUAGGCCAAGUACAAUAAAGUUCUG
Radiomyces spectabilis is the source of this 861-nucleotide messenger RNA. RefSeq lists its product as uncharacterized. The transcript has a single exon. The record is from RefSeq and is a predicted model, not a curated record. The coding region runs from base 174 to 779 and encodes 201 amino acids. NCBI's taxonomy places the organism in Eukaryota, Fungi, Mucoromycota, Mucoromycetes, Mucorales, Radiomycetaceae.